Messenger RNA from Trichomycterus rosablanca, 3198 nucleotides. RefSeq names its product TAF3 RNA polymerase II, TATA box binding protein (TBP)-associated facto (gene taf3). Gene Ontology annotation, molecular function: protein heterodimerization activity; transcription factor binding; p53 binding. The record is from RefSeq and is a predicted model, not a curated record. The transcript has 7 exons. Gene Ontology annotation, biological process: positive regulation of transcription by RNA polymerase II. Gene Ontology annotation, cellular component: transcription factor TFIID complex. The coding region runs from base 122 to 2758 and encodes 878 amino acids. NCBI's taxonomy places the organism in Eukaryota, Metazoa, Chordata, Actinopteri, Siluriformes, Trichomycteridae.
AGUGCUGGUCACUUGGAGAACUAAAGAUGGCGCCGGCUAAGUCCGAGGCGCCCGAGUUUGUGCUGGUGUAGAUGCGAUAGGCGGAUUAGUCGGGAUUGGAGUGUUUGAGUCCGGCCGGGAGAUGUGUGAGAGGUAUGCGCGCUCGGUGCUGCGGGUGUCGGUGGCUCAGCUCUGCCAGGCUCUGGGCUGGGACUCGGUACAGCUGUCCGCCUGUGAGCUCAUCUCGGACCUGCUCGAGCGCUUCCUGCUGCAGCUCGCGCGCUCCACUCACCGUCACUCCAUGCUCUAUGGACGGACGGACCCCGGGCUGAGCGACCUGGAGCAGGCGUUCGGGCUGAUGGGGGUGAGCGUCUCGGAACUGGAAGACUACGUCAACAAUCUGGAGCCGGUGAGCUUCUUCCAUCCCGCUCCGCAGUUCCCUAUCGGCAAGAGCAGCGCGCUGCAGUUCCCCACCUCCACCUUCGAAGCAGAUGCCCGGAACGUCCUGCGUGGAGACAAGAGGGACUACAUCCCAGAUCACCUCCCUCCACUGGCCCCACUGCACCAAGAUGAAGAGGAGGAGGAGCAGGUCCCCGCGGACAUGGGCACGUCGGCCGAGGCCAUGCAGGUUUCGGUAGACGAGGAAGAGCAAGGUGAGGACGAAGAAAACGACGAGAACUGGCUCGGCCAGCGCAGCUCAGACAGCCCGAGGCCAGAAGGACUUCUACCCGCUGCCAAGCGGCCACGUCUGAGCAUCAAAGCUGGCGCCAGCCCAGAGUGGAGCUUUGAGCCUCGCGAGCCUCUCAGUUCGCUCAACGCCCAGCACAUGGCGCGCUCCCCGUCCCCGACUCUGCCUCUCGACAUGGUUCGUCCCACCGCAGGGCCUCCGACACCCGGGCACAAACCCAAAGUGUCGUCCCUGUCCCCUGCCCGUCAGAAGAAUAAAUCGCCCAAGAGAGGGAUCGGCACUCCGUCUGCCAUACCAGCUCGCUCUUUUACCAUGACCCCGCCGAAAAGUGGACAGAAGGCGGGAAAGAGGUCGCCCGGGCGACCCAAAAGCCCUCGAAGCCCACGCCCAGGGCCCGCCAAUUUGAUGCGCGGCUUGACCGGAUCGUACUCCGAGGACGUCUCCAACGACGGCGAGCUCAAGGACGAAGCCAUCGAGGACUCCAUCGCGGCCGUGAUAGCGAGGGCGUGCUCGGGCGGGGCGGGUGUUGAUGACCCAUUCGCGUACGAUUCGGACUCCGACAGCGAUGGGUUCCAGAAGGGCCCGCCGAAACACCCGGCCAAACUCACACCGCUCAAACCGCUACACACCCACUCGGUCAAACACACACCCGUACCGCCUCCGGGCCUGCUCGCGUCUGCCCCGAACCGCUGGACCCUGGACGACUCUAUAGACGAGGUCAUCCGAAAAGCUAAUCAGGGCCAGACUGUGCCCUGCCAGGCAUCACCAGUGCCCCCGUACAUAACCACCCCUUCUAACUCGCCUCCCACGCCCACGCUGCCAACCCUCAACCUGCCGCAGCUCAAAGACCCCGCGGCCUCGUCCCUCCUGAAGAAAAAACUGAAGAAGGACAUCAAGACCAAGCUGAAGAAGAAGGGCCGAGAGCGUCUGAAAGAGAAGAGCAAAGACAAAGGGAAGAACAAGGAGAAAAACAAGGAGAAGAAGAACAAGGACAAGGAGCGAGGCUUAGCCGAGGACCUGAAGACGCCCUGGCCGGAGUUAUCGCUCGGACUCGAGGCCAGGAUAGACGCCGCCGGAGGGAAGAAAGAAAAGGACAAACACAAGGACAAGAAGAAAGAUAAAGAAAAGAGCAAAAAAGACAAAGAGAAACGGGACAAGAGCAAGGACCGAACGCUGAAGGAGGAGAGGAAACUGUCGUUCGGGGUCAAAGACGCCAUGUCCGCCUCCCUCCCGCUCUUCAGCCCUUCGGCCUUCACGCGGGUUCCCUCCAUGCUCCCCCCGCUGCCCCCCAUCCUUCCCGAAAAACUCCUCCACGUCAAAGAGACCAAGAGCAAGGAGAAGGAGAAGAAGAAGGACAAGAAGGAGAAGAAAAAGAAGAAGGACAAGGAGAAGGAGCGCGACAAGGAGAAGGACAAGGAGCGGCCCAAGGAGAAAGAACGCGACAAGGAGGAGAAGAAGAAGGAGAAAGACAAGGAGAAGAAGGAGAAGGUCAAGGAGAAGCCCAAAGUGGAGAAGCUGAGUAUAAUGUCUCUCCCGCAGGUUGACGCUCCCGUGGUGCCGCAGUCGCCCGUCAUACCCAGACUGACGCUCAGAGUGGGAGCCGGACAGGACAAAAUUGUCAUCAGUAAGGUCUCAGAUUUGGAAGCCACCCCUCCUCCUUCUCGGACUCCCGUGCCCCGCUCGGGUCCAGGUGCGCGGAUGCGCUCUCCUCCUGUCGUCGUUCCCCCCACUCCACCUCCCGUUGCCCCUAUACCUCACCCGCCACCUGUGGUGCUGCCACCCCCUCCGCCCCCGGUGCUUCAGCCCCCAGCCAACCAGGGCAAGGCCCGCGGCUGCAGCGUCGUCACGGAGACCGUCAGUGCUUACGUGAUUCGGGACGAGUGGGGUAACCAGAUCUGGAUCUGUCCCGGUUGUAAUAAACCCGACGAUGGAAGUCCCAUGAUCGGCUGUGACGAGUGUGACGACUGGUACCACUGGCCUUGUGUGGGGAUCAUAGCCGCCCCUCCGGAGGAUCAGUCCUGGUACUGUGUCAAGUGUUCUGGCAAGAAGAAAGACAAGAAAACAAAGAAGAGGAAACGUAAAGCGCACUGAUGAUCCUCCUACCGUUCGGCUCCAGCUCUCUCUCUCUCUCAGUCUGGACCUCUCUCUCUCUCUCUCUCUCUCUCUCUCCCUCUCUCCUUUUUAAUCCGAGUCUCUCCGGUCAUUUAAGUAUUUUUUAAAAGGAAAAAAAGACGAUAUGUUGUUUUUUUUAUGUGGAUGAUUCUAUGAUAUGUCUAUACGAUGUGUGUACAGAAGCCAGCCACUGUUCAGUCACUGAGAGAGUGUGUGUGUGUGUGUGUGUAUGAGAGGCUUUACAUCUUCAUGGAUGGGUUUUUCAGACGUGUCCUGACCCGUCACCGUCACCUCACCUAAAAAAAGAAAAGAGAAUUGAUUCUGUACGCUGGUCCGCCUUUUUAAUAAUAUUCUGAUUUACUCUGACUGAAAGUGCAGUUUCCUUUUAUUGUGCAUUCGAUUAAAAGCUGUUUUUUCCA